Messenger RNA from Plutella xylostella (diamondback moth), 3652 nucleotides. RefSeq lists its product as uncharacterized. The record is from RefSeq and is a predicted model, not a curated record. Lineage: Eukaryota; Metazoa; Arthropoda; Insecta; Lepidoptera; Plutellidae.
CGCGAGUGGAAGGUGGAAAGUGUCACCUCCUACCUCCCGCAGAAUUGGGUCAGCGCGCGGAUGUGGGCGAGCCGGUCUGCCGAUCAACAUUACCGUACUUAGACAAAUAUUCAUGCAAUUAAAUUUGCUAUUAAACGAUAUUGAGCUUGCACGACAACCAGGUAAUUAAUAAUACGCUAUUAGCAUAACGUCGAAAUUGACAGAUUACGGUAAUCCAGAUGCAUUAUUAAUUAAAAUGAACGGCUAUUAGGUCGCGUAAGGUUUCCGGCCGUAUAAGGCAAGAAGGCGAGCGCAGGUGGAGCGGUCGGGCGAGAUCUGAAAGCGAUACAGUGCGUGCAGCGGAAGCGCUGAAAUAGCCGCGCGCAUCGGCCCGCGCGCCGAAACUAAAUACCCAAAACCGUCUGACAGCGCGCGCCUGCCAAAUAUGGCACGAAUCUCAAGUUUCCCGCGCGCCCGCUGGCACGCCACCAGCCGCACUGCAAAAACGCUCUCUAUUCCCGUCUAAUGCUCGUGAAAAACACGUAAAAACGUUUUUAUUUCGGUAGCGAGCGGCCUCUAAAUUUAGGCCGUAUGGAAACCGAAAGUAAUACGAGUGAUUUUGGUCCUGAGCGCGUUGUCUGUAUUUAGAUUAUAGGGGCUGGCGGCGGCCGGCGGGCAGUAGGCUCGCGCCUGUCGCGACCUCUGUCUGAUAAGGAGCUGCCGCGACCCGCCGCGUGUGACAGUGACUAGUGAGUGCCGUGCUUAGUGACCACCACAGGACUUGGAUGUCACAGAUGUUACCCGAAGGCGGAGAAGUGAUGCGUCGCGUGGCGUGCGGCGACGUCUGCCCCGCGCCGCCCGCCCCCGCCCCCGCGCCCGCCCUCGCCGCGCCACCAACACAUAGAACCCCAUCAGAGAACAAGGAGCUCCUCCGCCAACAGCUACUCUCAGCCGCGCAGCGCGAGCCGGCGGCGGCGGCGCGAGGGAAGCCCCAGCGGAGCCGACAGAAGAACCGCUGGAAGCUGAAGUUCCACCACCAGGCCCUGCCCCCGGAGUACCUCGACCACUACGAACAAACCUUACAGAGAGACAAACUCAAGGAGAAACAGAAGGAGCCAGAGGCAAACAACUACACCAAUGAAACCUUCAAGAUCUGGGCGCAGAGACUCGCCGGCAUCCAGCAGGAGACUGCAGUGACGCAGCCCAAUAUGGCCAGCAAACCGCACAAAAGUGAAGACAAGAAGAAGAAACCCCCAGCCAUUACCCCGAGCAAAAUAGUCACGUAUGACGACUUGCCGUACAUGGGAGAGAUGACAUUGAACAACUCAAAACCUCGUCGAGGCCGCAAGCCGAAGAAGGCUGAUAUCUGCCAUCUGAUCUAUGAGAACUACGGAACCGUAGUGCCCGGGCAGCCGCCUCCUACGGGCGAUGAUAAACUGAGUCAACUCUCGAUGUGUCCACCGCUGCGAUUAGCCGACCAUCCGACGCCGAAAACCGACUUGCAGAACAAGAUCAUCUCUAGUCUGUUGGAACGCAAGUUGUCGCAAGAGAGCAAGAGGCGGCAGGAGUGUACGCCGGCUAGUCUCAGCAACCCGCACUCGCCGCGGCCGCCCGCGCCGCCGACCCGGGCCGGGCCGCUACACAGCGACCAGGAACCCCUCAACCUCUGCAUCCGCGACCUGACCGACCUCAAGCUGCAGAUACAGAAGAAGUUCGGGAACAUCUACACCUCUCUGCCCGAAGUCAAGACUGAGCCCGAAGAGGACGCCAAAACUGAGCAGCCGAAUGCUAUUUCUGUUAUCCAGAGGAAUACAAAUCGUUUGGCGCCUUCAACAGCUUGCAGCUCGCCAGAUCUUUCCAGAAAGAACACGAGCAUUUCCCCGGCGUUGUCUGAACCAGCGCAGUCUACCGUCAGCUCGGACUCGGAUAAACCACCAGUCUACUGGCCGCAUGCUGGUCUAUAUAUGCACCCGCUCGCACUACAGACUCAGCUGCUUUACUACCAGCGACUCGCCGCAGCCGGGCAACUGCCGUUUUCAAUGGAGAACCAAGCGUCAGCCACAGAGACUUCCUCGUCAGAAAACUCCCCAAACAUCGAUGAGACCAAGAACAAACUGGUACUGAAACAGAUGUCGGAGUUGCUCGAUCCGAAGGUGAUUAAGCAGGCGGAGGAGAAAACGCCAGAACAGAGUAAAAUGAAGCGAGCGUCCCCAAACCCAAGCCAGGGGCCGGUGAAGCGGAAGCGAUCCGCCAUAUUCAUCCCCCCAGUGCCUCCCAAGAGCAACUCAACCACUCCAACAACAGAAGUCAGCAUCUGCAAGUUCAAGUUCACUGGUGGUUCCAAACCGACGCUUCAAGAGAAGAAGAUGCUGUCGGUAGACUCUGGCGGUAACUUCAGGUACUACAGCGGGGCCGGCGCGGGGGGUAAAGCCAGUAACAAGGGGUAUGAGUACAUGCAGCGGCCGCCGCGUGCUGACGUCACCGCGCCGCGCCCCGAGCCGACCGCCAGCAGCGAUGACGUCAGCAAGAAGAAGAGGAAGUCCCGGAAGAGCCUCCAGCGGGAGAAGCUGGAACAGACCUUCAAGGAGAAGGGGUUCCUGAUACAGACGCAGCAGUUACAGUCUGCUGAAGGGGCCACCUACUGCAAGUUCCGACAACUGAGGAAGUUCACGAGGUACCUGUUCCGGAGCUGGAAGGACUACCUGCCGGGCGAGCUCGCGCAGGGGGGUCCCGCGCCCGCGCCGGCGGCGUCCCACGCCGGGGCCGCGCCCGUCGUCGAAGAGUGGUCGUGAAUGUGUGUAGUGUAGACUGUGUAGUAUAAGACGGUGUGGUGUGUUCUCCCGAAGCCAAAGAUAAUGUGGAUUGUUAAGACGGUUUUCGAUGUGAAGUAGCUGAAAAUUGCAUUUAUAAUUAUUAAUUGUUUCGUUGAAUAGUGAGAGGAAAAAAGUGUAUUUGGACAAUAAUUAGAUAGUGAUUUGUAAGUGUUGGAAUGUUCGCUCCGUCCCAAACUGUUUAGUGAAUGAGUCUGCUUUAGCUAAUUGUUUUUUAUUAUUGUAAUUAUGUUUUUAUUUAUUGCGUUUUAACUACAAUUUGUAGAUUAGUAGGGAUAUAGUAUUGUUGUGAGAUUAUGCAAAUUAAUAAGAUAUAAAAAUACUAACAAAACUAGUCAGUCCGCACCUCUAACCUAGAAUAAAUUGUACCUAAUUAUUUAGUUUGUAAGUAAACAAGAAAAUUGUACAUAUACAUUUUUAUACAAGAGUCAUUCUAGUCAUUCGAUGUAAGCCUUUUUAUAUUGUUGUUAUUAACUGUUGUACAGAACACAUAUUGAAAAGAGGAAAUAAAUAAUUUAAUCAAAUGUCCUGUUUUUAUCUUAAUCAAUGGAGGUUAUAAAAUAAUAAAAGAUAGAUAGAUUUACUGUUCAAUAAACUUUAUUACAGAAAAACUGUACUUCGUAACUAAAUAUAUAAAAAAGCAAAAAAAAACAGGAAUGAAAUAACAAACACUAGUUCACCAAUGGGAAGCCCAGUCACUGCAACAAUGGUUUUAUAAACCGUUCAUCUGAUCUUAUGCAUAUAGAAAAUUCUCUUAAACAUUAAACUUCAUAUAAAUGUUAACAAAAACCUUCAAAAAGUUCACUUAUUGUGCGAUUUGUCAUAAUCAUCAUAAGGCACUG